UCUCAAGGAUGAAGUGGGCGGGGGUAGAGGGCGAGUGAGAGAGAGAGAGAGAGAGAGAGAGAGAGAGAGAGAGAGAGAGAGAGAGAGAGAGAGGAGAAGAAAAGCACGAUACUUAAGGGUCGGCAAGCAAGAGGAGAUUGCGAAAGCAAUUGGAGAGAAAGAGUGACCAACAAAAACAAGCAAAGGUGCAGCUGGCCCAUUCGUCGUGCGUGAUCGGAAGACCAACCACUCUCCUUUGGGCACUCACAAUCUGAUCCUGGAGUACCGAUUUCGUUCCUGGAACAGUGCUCUCGAUUUGGUUCCUUCAACAGUGCUCUCGAUUUGGUUCCUUCAACAGUGCUCUCGAUUUGGUUCCUGGAACACCGAUUUGGUUCCAGGAACAGUGCUCUCGAUUUGGUUCCUGCAACAGUGCUCUCGAUUUGGUUCCUGCAACAGUGCUCUCGAUUUAGUUCCUGGAACAGGGCUCUCGAUUUGGUUCCUGGAACAGGGCUCUCGAUUUGUUUCCUGGAACAGGGCUCUCGAUUUGGUUCCUGGAACAGGGCUCUCGAUUUGGUUCCUGGAACAGUGCUCUGCCGGCCUUGUUUUUUUUUUUUUUUUUCCCCUUUUUUUUCCCUGCUGCAUAAUCUCUGCAACACAUGCGAUCAUUACGACCAUCAUUUUGUCAUGUGAAUGCCCGCUGGUCAUCAUGUAUGCCAUCUGUUAUAUGUCUGAAUGGCCAACUUGUGUCGAACUCUGGAAGCAGAAGCAAUCGUCUGUUUGCGAUGAAGCAUCAAGAAGAAGUUGAUGGGAGUUUGGGGGUAUGGUUGGUCCAACAAGUGAAAGUGGAGCCUUUUUCCCUAAGCAGUUGCAUUUGCUGCACUUGUGAGGGAUGGUGCUGGUGGUAGUUGGGGAGGGGGGGGAGGCCCACUAGAUUGUUUGUGGCUUCUAUCCCCACCAGAUUUGUUUUGUCUUCUGCCCACGGUGAACUCGGUGGUUAUUUUGGCUAAUACGUAAUUGGAAGGCAGAAGAAAAAAAAGAUUAUAAUGGAUCAUCCUCAACAGCCACAUCACAUGGGUGGAGGUUUCCACCCCCAUCUUGGGGGUGGUGGAGGAAAUAUGCCCCCCUAUGGCGGCCACCCAGGACAUGUCCCUUACGGGUACCAUGGUCAUCAUCAGGGGGGCGGGGGUCCAUAUGGGCUUCCCGGGUACUCUCAGCAGAUGCAGCAGAUGGGACCGCACGGAGGAGGGGGGGGAGGAGGUGUUCCUCCAUUGCAGGCCUUCUUUGCGCCGUGGGAGCCACCGCCGGCUCCGGUCGCUGCACCGCAGGAUGUCGAACUGCAGAAGCGCAUCGCGAAGCUGGUUGAGUACGCAGCCAAGAACGGGCCGCAGUUUGAAGCGUUGAUGAAGGAGAAGCAGAAGGAAAACCCGGCGUAUGCUUUUUUGUUCGGUGGGGAGGGUCAUGAAUUCUACAGGUUCCGGUUAUGGGUGACGAUGACUCAGAACAUGCAACCCGGUGUGCCUGGUGUGGGUGGUGGCGCUGGAGGUGGCGCCGGGGGCGAUCCCCACAUGGCCGCAAGCUAUGGCCAAGUACAUGGAGGCCAUAUGCCAGGCGGACCUGGCGGGUUUCAUGAGCAUGCGCAACAGCAGCAGGAUUUUUAUAAUCAGGCGAUGGGGAUGCAUCCGAAUGCAGGUCAUCACCAGGCUCAUCCGCAACACAUGCAUCAGCACAUGCAACUGCAUCCAUACGACUCCAACUAUCGGCGAAUGGAUCAGCAGCAGCAGCAGCAGCAACAGCAGCAACAGCAGCAGCAACAGCAGCAGCAACAGCAACAGCAACAGCAACAGCAAUUAGCAGAACAGCACCAGCAGCAGGUUGGUGAUCAUGGGUAUGGCCAGCAGGUUCAUGGGGCCCACUCAGGAUAUGGAGGAGGAGAAGUGCCAGGACCCCAUCAACACAUGCAAGGUCAGCAUUACCAUAUGGGGGCAGCAGGUCAAGUGCAGGGAGGUACUGCAGGGUACCACAUGGAGAAUCAGACUGCAGGUGGAGGCGGCGGGGGAAGUGGUAGUCUUGGACCUCCCCGCGGCGGUGGCGGUCUACCUCACGAGCUCGCGACGGAGCUUUUCGGUAUCCUUGAUGGCUUGACUGGCACCAAGGAAUCCAUCAAGAGCGCGAAGAUGUGGUUCAUGUCGAGGAUCGGUUAUGCCGAGCAAUUGGCUGAAGCGAUGAGGGACCGUAUCAGGCAGUUGGAGGAUCCUGAGCGGCAGCUUCACAUAGUGUACCUGGCGAAUGACAUCUUGUUCAACAGCUUCAAUCACCGACCUUCACCGAUGGAAAUGGACAGUGUUGCGAUUGCAUUCCGCCCGGUAUUGGGGAGCAUGCUUUCGGCGAUCUACCACUGCAGCCAAAACACGGAAUCGAAUCAGGAACGGCUUCAGCGUAUCCUGCUUUUCUGGGGUAAGAUGGAGUUCUACGACAGAGAUACCAUCGCAGCCCUGGAGCAUGAGAUGGUCACUGGCGUGCCAUCCGCGUACUCUGUUGGUGGCGCCGGCCAUGCUUCAUCGUAUGGGAUAAUGCCCCCUCAUAUGAGCUCAGGACAGGGAUAUUAUGGCACACCCCACCACAUGGGAUGGGGGGGCGCUUACCUGUCGCCGGCGCAUCAGCAGCAGCCUGGAUCUGGUGCGCAUCAACAGCAAGAGGAAGAGCAGCAACGGCGCGACGAUCAGGAGGAUGAUCGAGAGGACAAGGGCGAUGGCGGCGAGCGGGACCCAGAAAAGAAACGGCAGAAAAUGGAGCAAGAUUGGGAACUGGAACAGGAGCGGGGGGGGCAGGAGGAUGCUGAGCAAUCCCCUCCUCCAGGAGACGGAUCGUGGUCUAAUCAAGAUUCAGCAGCGAGGUUGGGGGAGGAGCACAUGGCGCGGAAGGAUCAUUAUGAUCGCUACGGUGAUUCGCCGGAGGGUAGUGCAGGACAAGGCAAAUACUACCCCCCUCCCGGGACAGUGACGGUGCCAUAUUCUGGAGGGUUGGCCGGCACCCCUGGUCUACAUGCGUCGAUGGGUGUAGGUAUGGGUGUCAGCUUGAGCGGGUUCUCAGCGGGAAUGGCCACAGCGGGUCCACCGAACGCGGGCGUUUCAGCGGGAGUGGUUGGUAUGGUGCCAACGAGUAUACCGGGGGUUGCAGGAAUUGGUGGAGUUGCCGUGGUACCGCAGUCGGUGACCACGGGACCCGGAGAUAAGCCACUCCCCUUCCCUCUGUUCCCACCGGGACUGAUCCCCGGGAUGGUGCGCAAGCUUCAAGUCGGAAGUGGCGUGCCGUACUCCCCGCUGAGCCCUCUCGACAUUCCGCCAGUCAUUCCACCGCCUUCAGUCCCUGAGUCGUAUAUUCUCGACCGCGUGCGGAAGUUUUUCAAAGAGGUAGGGGAAGUCGACCCCUUGGAUGCCGAUGAGCCGGAGAAGGAAGCAACCCCUGUCAGACAGGAGAGAGAGGAAGAGGAGGAGCCGGAAACCGAUACCGGGCCUCUUGGUGGCCUAGGUUUGGGCAUGAUGAUGGUUGAUCCAGAAACAGGGACGCUACCCGAUGGCAGCGUGGAGAUCCGCCCGGGGAUGAUUUCCACUGGCAAGCUCGGACUCGGUGCAUCGGCAGAUCCAAACGAGAUUACACAAUAUGAUGACGUGUACUUGUCGUACAGAAAACAACGCAGCACCAAUUACCACACGUCCCUGGGGCUAAGGGCAGGCAUGAGGUGAACCAUUGGCAUUUAUGCGGGGAGAGAGAGAGAGAGAGAGAGAGAGAGAGAGAGAGAGAGAGAGAGAGAGAGAGAGAGAGAGUAGGAGACAGAAUGCAUGUUUUUUUGGGGAAGUUGUAGCAUGAUCAGAAUCUCAGCAAUAUGGCAAUCUCCGCAGUGUUUGACUGUGGAUCUGUAGUCUAUAUGUGUGCCCCCCUCUUUCCUGUGCCUUUUGUGUCUAUCAUGUGUGGGAGUGCUUGAGUGCUUGCAAGCAGGUAUAUCAAGAGUGCCGUGUGGGUGGUGCGCCGCCUUUGUUUGUGUAUCCCCUCUUCCAUAGCAGCAAUUCUCACACAAAAGCUCCUACAGAAAACUCCCAAGGUCUAGGCGUGUCUCACGUACACAGAAAAAAAAAAAAGUGCACGCGUACAAAGAGUACAACAGGAGUACUAAAUGAGCGUUCUACUCUGAACUACGCCACUCGCGAGGGAAAUAAAUUAGGACUUAGAAC
Molecule: messenger RNA, 4208 nt
Organism: Chara braunii
Lineage: Eukaryota; Viridiplantae; Streptophyta; Charophyceae; Charales; Characeae
Source: the annotation of a GenBank genome assembly